Messenger RNA from Vigna angularis (adzuki bean), 556 nucleotides. RefSeq lists its product as uncharacterized. Lineage: Eukaryota; Viridiplantae; Streptophyta; Magnoliopsida; Fabales; Fabaceae. The transcript is spliced from 2 exons. The record is from RefSeq and is a predicted model, not a curated record. The annotation marks the transcript as partial.
AUGGAGGUCUCCUUUAUGAAGAUGAAGAUAGAAUUUUAUGAAGAUGGUAACAAAGGAUACACAUGGAUAAGUAAGGAGAUAAGGAUAAAAAUGACUUUUAGCCUUAGCUAUGAAGGGUGUGGGGUGUGGGGUGUGGGGUGUGGGGUGUGGGGUGUGGGGUCUGGGGUCUGGGGUCUGGGGUCUGGGGUCUGGGGUCUGGGGUCUGGGGUCUGGGGUCUGGGGUCUGGGGUCUGGGGUCUGGGGUCUGGGGUCUGGGGUCUGGGUUCUGGGGUCUGGGUUCUGGGUUCUGGGUUCUGGGUUCUGGGUUCUGGGUUCUGGGGUCUGGGGUCUGGGGUCUGGGGUCUGGGGUCUGGGGUCUGGGGUCUGGGGUCUGGGGUCUGGGGUCUGGGGUCUGGGGUCUGGGGUCUGGGGUCUGGGGUCUGGGGUCUGGGGUCUGGGGUCUGGGGUCUGGGGUCUGGGGUCAGGGGUCAGGGGUCAGGGGUCAGGGGUCAGGGGUCAGGGGUCAGGGGUCAGGGGUCAGGGGUCAGGGGUCAGGGGUCAGGGUUCAGGGUUCAGG